AUGCGGCUGGCCCGCUUAGAAGUUCCAGGGGCUGUGGUCAUUGGGGAAAAUGUGUGGCUCAAGUGCGACUUCGAUCUCGAAGGAGACGAACUUUAUUCGGUCAAGUGGUACAAGAACAACGUCGAAUUUUACCGAUACCAGCCCAGGGAUCGGCUGCAUGGACAGAUGUAUGAUCUCUUGGGUGUAUACGUCGAGCUUUCAAGAUCAAAUGCCAGUCAUGUAUAUUUGAAACGAAGUGACUUAAACACAGAGGGUACUUACGGAUGCGAGGUAUCCUCUGAAGCUCCUCACUUCAAGACAGUCAAAGCAGAAGACGAACUGAGGGUCUAUGUGCUUCCAAAGGAGCCUCCAGUAAUCGAGGGAGCAGAUUCUAUGUAUGAAGUUGGAGACAAAGUAAAUGUUACGUGCAGUUCAGGACCGUCAAAGCCAGCUGCGACGCUCAGCUGGUAUAUUAACGGGAUACAGGCAAAAGCAUCAUUUGUUCGGAAAUAUUCUUCUAUCCGACACUAUAGUGGCCUACAAACGUCGCAAGUCGGCUUGGAAUUCAUCGUCAGCGCUAAAGAUUUCGAUCAAGGAAAAUUGAAAUUGCAGUGCGUUGCGACUAUCUCACAAGUCUACUCCAGCGGCAGUGAAGAACUUAUCAUAGGCGAUAGGGGUCAAGCUUCUGGAUCACAUCACGUUCCUAACAUUGUUCCAGGUCAGGAUGGACCUAAAAUUGAAGGUACAAGCCCAAGGUAUGAAAUUGGUGACUUGGUAGACGUAAAUUGCACUUCUGCUCCAGCCCGUAGCACUGCUCUUCUUAAAUGGUUUAUUAACGAUAAAGAAGUUCCAGCAAACGAAACAACACCUCACGCUCCUAUUUAUUAUACAGAAGACCUGAAAGCAUCCGUUUUAGGUUUACGGUUCUAUGUGAAGCAAAAUAUGUUCAAGAGUGACGAGUUAAGGCUGAAGUGCACAGCAACUUUAUCCCGAGUUGUUAGCUUAAGCAGUGACGUAACAGUAGUAGGAGGGAAUCAACAAAACUCAGGUUUUCACGUCUCAGAAAACACAGUCUCUGUGACGAAUCCAACGCCUCGUUGCUGCGUGGAAAGAACUAUAUGGAUCUCAAUUCUCUUAACAGCAUUCGCAACAUGGUACCCCAACGACAUUUGCUCAGGACUUCUGAUGUCUUCUGCCUACUGACAAUCAAUUACCGUAGCAGGGAUGGCCCUGUGGAGAGCUUUUAUUACGAGGUAGCUCAGCGCGCACAAAUAAUCACAAGGACAAUAUCAUGAAUUGAACUUGGUGUAGUAACCUUUACAGAACUUGGAAGAAUUACUAACUGUGUAUGGACUAAUCCACUAAGUGCUCUACAUCAUCAAGCGAAAAUUUUCACCAAUUAGAACUUCUGGCUGAAUUAAGCAAUAUAAUGUUAUGCUGCUGCUGCAGAUUCUGAUACAUUUUACGGAAAGUUUGUGGAUGAAUAUAAAACUGUACUUGCAUGUACAGUACACGUAAAGUUGUACUGUGUGCAUGUGUGGCAGCAAUCGCUGAAUCUUUACCUCAUUUAUAUACCUAAUGGUAAACUGCGAUUAUUUUACGGAUAGACCCUUCGGUAUUAACCAUAUUCAAGGACCUACGCACGAGUAUCGUUUACAGGAAAGGAAAAAUCAACUCAACUUUGGUUUGUGUGUUUAAACAUAUCAUAAAAACUAACUCAUCAGAACUGAACAAAUAGAGAGGAUAUAAAAUAAAAGCAGAAGGAAUUUUGAAACUGAUAAUCAGUUAUGUAUCACCUUAACAGAAUGAUAAAUACGUUAAGAAAAUGUAUUAAAUGAAUGCAACAAAACAUGAAGCCAAUUUUAGUGCAAAGACUGAAGCUUAAUUAGUGCUCAGAGAGAUUUUGUAUACAAGAUUGCUAUGGGAAAUUUAAAUCAGGUGUGUACAUAUAUAACUAUUUGUACCUCGAACCUGUUUUCAGAUCUUAGAUGUCUAACAUAAAAAUGAUUUAGAUUUCUAUUGCUCUCAUAUACUGACGUGU
This is a messenger RNA of Uloborus diversus, 2020 nucleotides long. RefSeq names its product synaptogenesis protein syg-2-like. NCBI's taxonomy places the organism in Eukaryota, Metazoa, Arthropoda, Arachnida, Araneae, Uloboridae. The transcript is spliced from 7 exons. The record is from RefSeq and is a predicted model, not a curated record. Bases 1 to 1182 code for a protein of 393 amino acids.